AUAUAUGCUAUUCUAAAGUGUAAUAUAUGCGUAUUUUGCGCGAUGCCUGCAAGCGACUCGGAUGAACAGCAACAAUAUUCUCUCCUUGUUCUUCUUUCCCUUACCCACCUGGCUCCGCUCCCUUCACCUUCGACGCCCGUCCUUCUUUCUCCCCUCGUCUUUCCUUUGUCCCCCUCACAUUUCUCUCGUCCACUCCUUUCCCUAAUUCCCGGUCUUUUCCAUCUCCCCUCCAUCCACGUUACCACCCCCUCGUCCCCUCCUCCAUCCCCACAUCAGUGACUUCAUACAUCUCACUUUCCCUGUGCGCUGCUGUGAUUGCCCCCACUGUCUCUGCUUGGACGUGAGGUUGAUGUAGAGCAGGGGGAAUGAGCAACGAGAAAUGAGCGAUGAAGAAUCUUCCUUCACUCGAUACGAUGUAGAGAGCGAGCGCACACCUGCAGAUCUACC
Molecule: messenger RNA, 447 nt
Organism: Schizophyllum commune H4-8
Lineage: Eukaryota; Fungi; Basidiomycota; Agaricomycetes; Agaricales; Schizophyllaceae
Exons: 2
Coding region: 43-279 (78 amino acids)
Source: RefSeq, a predicted model, not a curated record